Molecule: messenger RNA, 471 nt
Organism: Venustampulla echinocandica
Lineage: Eukaryota; Fungi; Ascomycota; Leotiomycetes; Helotiales; Pleuroascaceae
Exons: 3
Coding region: 1-471 (156 amino acids)
Biological process (GO): proteasome assembly
Cellular component (GO): nucleus; cytoplasm
Source: RefSeq, a predicted model, not a curated record
AUGGCAAUGCGCAUCGCUCCUGCGGCCGCGAACCCAAGCUCACAUAGCCAUCUCGCCUCUCACAGCAUCGGCGCGCCCUCUGCCCCAGGUCUCCAUGACACACUACGCGCAGGUGUCGGACCCAAAUUCUCCCUCUCCACAUCUGCCUCGAGCGUCGACGCACCGGAUUCCUCCCAUCCUCUGGAAGCAAGACUCAAGAACUGGGAGGCAACGCAAGAAGCACUGAAGAUGGAGGGAUUGAGAAGGACGUUCGGGAUCGCGGAGCCGAUAAGAAGGGGCAUGGAGUUUAAGAUUGUGAGAGAGGGAAGCUGGAGACCUGCUGUUCUAGGGGGUGGUAGAGGCGAUGUACAUGAAGAUAUCCUAAAGGGAAGGGAGUGCGAGAUAACAUGGGAGGACAUCUUCACCGGCGACGAGACACGAAAUAUUCCCGGUUUCCAUGAGGAGGUUGAGAGGAAGGUCCGGAUGCAGUAG